CAAUCUAAUGUUGACGCUUGAUUCCGAUCAUGCGUUUCGGGAGCAGCAGGUCGAUUAGCGCGAGAACGGGACAGAUGGGACCCACGAGCAUAACGGUAAAACUGUCGCCGUCUCCAGACGAGAAAAGUAGCGAGAAGACCGAGACUCGUGCUCUCGACAGAACAGAAGAGACGAAGGAGGGAUCCUCUUCAGUGCUGUCUUUUGGGUCCGUCGAAGUCUGUAGAGAUAGAUCUCGAUAUACAGAAUCGUGGAACUCUUCUGGUGCGAUCGAUGAUUUUACGAGCUAUUUAAAUUCAACUGACAAUGAGAACAUGCUCCUCCACCUCUGUAAGUCCACGUGAGAGUUAUUGCGCUAGAAACAGGAUUAAUUGCAGUAAAUAUGUCAAAAUGAUCGAUGUUUUAUCAUUUCGCAAAUAUUUCAAUUACAUUAAAAUAAUUAUAAAUUUUUAUUAAAAUUGUCGAUAUAUAACAAAAUACGUAUCUAAAAUUAAAUAUUCGAGAAAGAAAAAAAAUCCGCACGCGAGGUACUAGAUUUAUCUCUCUCUCUCUGGAUGUUGGGAACCUAACUAAGUCCGUUCCUGAACGGAUUGUGCGAGAGUGCGAGUGCGAGAGGCGACGAGGAGGCGACACGCGACACACGCUCACACGCAUCAGCGAGCGAUGGGGUUCGACGUGAAUCGCUUCCAGGGCGACGUAGACGAAGAGCUCGUGUGCCCAAUAUGUUCCGGCGUGCUGGAGGACCCCGUCCAGGUAGGACAACGCACAUGCUCGAGUCGGGAGAAUCUCGUCGUGGUCCGUCUCAUCUUCCGUCUAACCUAACCUAACGAUUCCGCAUCCUGCGCGUGUAAUGCGAGACGAAUUUUAAGAGUUCGACAGGGAAAAAGAAAACGAAUUACACGGAAAAUAUUUUUUUUUUUCUCGAAAAAGGAUAAAAUUGAGAAGGGAAGAAAGGAAGAAUAUUUUUAUCGGGUCUGAUUGAUAAUAUUGACGGAUCUAUGGCGAGAUUUUACGGUUUUUCGCAGCGUGCGAUUUGUCAAGUGCAUAUCUCACGCGAGAUAUACUUCGCUGCAUACUUUUUGACGUUUCUCGUUAUUGUCUUUGUCGUCGCUGCACUUCGCUUGCUUCGAAAUAAAGGUGAGCAAUAUGUUGCAGGCACCAGUGUGCGAGCACGCCUUUUGUCGCUCUUGCAUCAACGAGUGGAUAAACCGUCAGCCCACUUGCCCUCUAGAUCGCACACCCAUCACGUCCGCUCAGCUCAGAGCGGUUCCUAGAAUCUUGAGAAACCUGCUGGCCCGCUUGUGCAUUAAUUGCGAUAACAUUGUGUACGGUUGCAACGUCAUAGUUAAAUUAGACAGUCUGGCAUCGCAUCUUGAACAGUGCGAGUAUAAUCCGAAGAGACCAAUGCUGUGCGAGCAGGGCUGCAGCCUUAUCAUCCCCAAGAACGAGCUCAAGGAUCAUAAUUGCGUGCGAGAGCUGCGUAACCUGAUACAGUCGCAGCAACAGAAGCUGGCCGACAUGAAACGCGAACUCGGCGAACAGCAGCUGCAGAUCAACGAGCACAAACGCGAGAUUCAUUUGCUCAAGGACUUUAUGCGCGCCCUCAGGGUGUCGAACCCGGCGAUGCGCGCGAUCGCUGAUCAGAUGGAGCGAGACGAGGUCGUCAGAUGGUCCGCGACCCUUCCGCGUGCCAGGGUUACUAGAUGGGGCGGCAUGAUCUCCACGCCCGACGAGUUGCUGCAGACGAUGAUAAAGAGAACUCUGUCGGAGUACAAUUGUCCGCCUCACGUAAUUGACGAGCUAAUGGAGAACUGCCACGAGCGGAAAUGGCCGCCCGGUCUGAAUUCCCUCGAGACCAGACAAAACUCUCGACGACAAUAUGAUAAUUAUGUAUGCAAGAGAGUGCCUGGCAAGCAAGCGGUGCUGGUCCUCCAUUGUGAUAAUACGCACAUGCCAGAGGAUAUGAUGGUCGAGCCAGGACUAGUGAUGAUCUUUGCGCAUGGCAUCGAAUAGGAUCAUUGGAUAUCGUAGAUGAAUACGACUAUUGAUUCAACAUCAUAUUCAAAGCCAAAAUUAUCGAUGUUAUCUCGUAAAUGUGGAAGGAUAGCAAUCGGAAUUUGCCCUUUCAUCAUUUGCGAAUCGACACGGAUUAUUCUGGAGAAUUGAUUCGAGAAACAUCUGAUCGUCAUCAAGUUUAUUCGAACAAUUUUUUUAACGGAAUACUUGCGAGGUUGAAAACGUAAGAUUACAUGAUUAUUCUUGCGAAUUCAUUCCGAAUCGAAGUCGCGUCGAGCAUACACGAACGAUGAUGCGCACACUGUCGUCCCAUGUGAUACGCAACUCUAGAAGCGCGAUUGCCACAUACAUUGAGUAGUAAUCGAGGCUGUAAUCGAUGCGGUAAACCUAGUAACACACGCAACACACUCCAUUCGGCUUGCUGUUAUCGAUUACCUCGAUCGCACUCUCAUAUAGAAAAACUCAAUCGAGUGUCUGGAUCGUUGCACUGUGAUAUACCACUUCGGUGAAAAACCUCUUAAAAUUGCGUGAUAAAUGACCGACUACUCUCUCUUCUUUUGGCCGGUCAAUCGAUCGAAUUGUAUAUUUUUUUCGUCGACGGUUUGUUUAUCGUUCAUUUCACGAUCGUUUACAGAUAUAUAGAAGUGACUGUUUUGCUAAUAAUACUUUAGAAAGAGCGAUGAUUGGAGAGAGAAUUCCCACUACUGAUUUAAUAACUUAAGCAUGAGAUCUCGAAAUAGAUUUGCUACGAUAUGAUUCAUUUUUAAAUACUUGACGUAUGUUAAAAGCCGCGAUCUCUUUCUUAUUCUUACUUUCCAGAGCUUUUUUGCUCGAAAAUUUCAAACUAUAUGUUAUAGACAAGCCAAUCACUAUCAUUCUUUUUUCGCAUAUCGCAUGAAUGCAACCAUUUUCUAAAAAUUUUUCUUAAUACUUUGUUGAAGUACAUGAAACAUGUGGCUUGAUUACUCCGAAUCGAUGGCACAUUGUACUUGUCAUAUCACCGUACUAGAAUACCGUUUGAUAAAGUAUAAAUCAAGUUUAAAACUCAAAUAAUGUAUCAUUAAAUUAUCAUUCGAUAUAGCGGUGAGACACCUUGCAUAAAUUAAUCAUCAUAUAGAGUUAAUUAUAUAGAGUUAAUUAGCUUUUUAUAUUUUAUAGCACCCUGAUUUAUAGUUUGCGAGUCACGUAACGUCAAAUGCUUCCUCGUUUUUUUUUUAUCUUACCGUAAUUGUGCUAGUACAUACAACAGGAUGGGUUAACAGAUCGUUUAUUUCCUUUUCUGAUGAGAGAUAAUUUUUUAAUUUAUUUUCACAACACAUAAAUAAAAAAGAUAGGAUUGACAUAUUUAAAUAAGUUGGAGGGAAAAACUUUUAAUCAUGUCAAUAAAUCUUAUUAAUUACUUCCAAUAAUAAUCUUCAAACAAGAUCAAGAUGUCGAGAACGAAUAUAUCAAAUAUUAUUAAAAAGCGAGAGAGAGAGAGAGAGAGAGAGA
Cataglyphis hispanica is the source of this 3504-nucleotide messenger RNA. It is a transcript of the gene elgi, whose product is annotated as E3 ubiquitin-protein ligase NRDP1. Gene Ontology annotation, cellular component: plasma membrane signaling receptor complex. The coding region runs from base 1144 to 2010 and encodes 288 amino acids. Gene Ontology annotation, biological process: tumor necrosis factor-mediated signaling pathway; regulation of canonical NF-kappaB signal transduction; positive regulation of JNK cascade. The transcript has 3 exons. Lineage: Eukaryota; Metazoa; Arthropoda; Insecta; Hymenoptera; Formicidae. The record is from RefSeq and is a predicted model, not a curated record. Gene Ontology annotation, molecular function: zinc ion binding; ubiquitin protein ligase activity.